CUAUGUUUCCUUCUUCGUUGUGAUUGAAAGCAAAAAAUGUCGCGAUUAGCUUUAACUCGUUAUAGCCGUUGUUAUCUCUCGCGCCUUCUUAACCCAGUGACGUCUCCUUUGUUCUAUUCCUCUGCUGCGACGAAUCGAGAUGACGGAUCUCAGACCGGGCCGCCACCGAUCAGAGUCGGACUCACUGAGUCAGCGGGUCGAGCUGUUUUCGCAACUCGUAGAAUCAGUGCUGGUGAUCUCAUACACACGGCGAAGCCCGUCGUAGCUUGUCCUUCUCUUGUUUCGUUCGACUCUGUUUGUUAUCUUUGCCUUAAGAAACUCAUGGGUUCUGAGAAAGUUCAAGAUCGUGGAGUCUCGUAUUGUAGCCAAGAGUGCCAAGAGAACGCAAAGGGUUUUUAUGAUGUUGAAACAAGAGCAGAUUGGUCUAGCUUUGUUGAUUAUUGUAGGACGCACAACUUCAAGUACCCGCUUAUGGUCAAGAGGUUGUGUUGUAUGAUAAUAUCAGGUGAUCUGCCUGCUGACUGUCUUGACAUACUUCAACCAGCUGCUUUGUCUUCUGCGAUGAUUUCAAAGAUAGAAGACGGUUAUGGAUUGUUAUGGAAUGCCUUCAGGAAGGCAAAUUUCAAGGAUGAAGAUGUUGCUUUUUUAACAAAACAGUGGUAUACGGCUAUACUCGCCCGGAUUCGCAUCAAUGCAUUUCGUAUUGAUCUGGUUGGAGGCUCAUGUGGCGAAGACCUUCUUUCACUGGCUGCAGCUUCUGUUGAAUGUGAAGGUGCAGUUGGCCAUGCCGUUUAUAUGCUACCAUCCUUCUACAAUCAUGACUGUGAUCCCAACGCGCACAUAAUGUGGUUGCAGAAUGCAGAUGCAAGGUUGACCACUCUACGUGAUGUUGAAGAAGGUGAAGAGCUUCGGAUAUGUUAUAUAGAUGCAAGCAUGGGAUAUGAGGCGCGACAAACAAUACUCUCUCAAGGGUUUGGUUUCCUUUGCAACUGCUUACGCUGCAAGUCCGGUGACUGAUGAUUAACUCUUCCCCAUCUUCACUUCUAAUGUAUUUUAUGUAAUAUAAAUGAGAAGGCGAGAAAUAAAUUUUUUUUGAC
Messenger RNA from Camelina sativa (false flax), 1097 nucleotides. RefSeq names its product histone-lysine N-methyltransferase ATXR4. The record is from RefSeq and is a predicted model, not a curated record. Gene Ontology annotation, cellular component: nucleus. Gene Ontology annotation, molecular function: protein binding. NCBI's taxonomy places the organism in Eukaryota, Viridiplantae, Streptophyta, Magnoliopsida, Brassicales, Brassicaceae.